CAAUUUCUUCUCCUCCUCUUCGCGUUUCAUCCAAGGCCCGCUCGAUCUUGUUGCAGUAUCCAUUGCCGCGCUCUCUCCGGCGCCAAGAAAUAUAGCCAUCUUCUAAGAUGUCGACAACCGGAGCCUAUAAUCUUCCGAUGUGCACACUGCGAAACAGCAAGCUCUCUUCUGCUAAACUUAGAAAUGUCUACAAUGUAUCCUCUUUGAAACACUUUCAGCUGAAUUCCAUCACUUUAUCUUCUACAAGAACAGGGAAGAUUGCAACUAGAGCUAUGUCUGGAUCUAAUGAACACCAACCAGUCUCUGGGUUGCCGAUUGAUUUAAGAGGUAAGCGGGCAUUCAUUGCUGGUGUAGCUGAUGACGAUGGUUAUGGUUGGGCAAUAGCAAAAUCUCUUGCUGCUGCCGGAGCUGAAAUCAUUGUUGGUACGUGGGUGCGUGCUUUAAACAUCUUUGAAACCAACUUGCAACGUGGAAAGUUCGAUAAAUCUCGAUCAUUGCCAGAUGGAUCGUUAAUGGAGAUCACCAAAAUAUACCCCCUGGAUGCAGAUUUUGACAAUCCUGAGGAUGUUCCUGAAAAUAUAAAAACAAAGAAGCAGUAUGCGGGUUGCAAAAAUUGGACAGUUCAGGAGGUAGCAGAAUCAGUUAAGAAGGAUUUUGGAAGCAUUGACAUCCUUGUGCAUUCAAUUGCAAAUGGACCAGAGGUAAGUAAACCUCUCUUAGAGACCUCCAGGAAAGGUUACCUAGCGGCUUUAUCUGCAUCAAGUUACUCCCACAUCUCUCUUCUCAAGCAUUUCGCUCCUAUAAUGAAUCCAGGCGGUUCGUCGAUCUCUCUUACAUACAUUGCUUCCAAAAGGAUCAUUCCUGGAUAUGGGGGAGGUAUGAGUUCAGCAAAAGCUGCACUGGAGAGUGACAUACGAGUGCUUGCUUUCGAGGUGGGUAGAAAAAACAAGAUCAGAGUGAACGCCAUAUCCGCUGGUCCUCUAAGAAGCCGAGCAUCAAAAGCAGUUGAAUACAUCGAUUCGAUGAUAGACUACUCACUAGCAAAUGCACCUCUACAGAAACCAUUAUCUGCAGAGGAGGUGGGGAAUGCAGCUGCCUUCUUGGCAUCUCCUUUAGCGUCUGCCAUAACUGGUUCUGUUAUCUGUGUCGACAAUGGUUUGAACGCCAUGGGAGUUGGAGGGGAUAGCCCGACAUUCAAAGGACUGUAUCUUCUAAACCCCAACUGACGACCACCAGAAAAACUGCUGACUGUCAAAACGAAAACGUUCCAGCUGGGCGCCAAGUCUUCGCUCAUUUCUUCUUGUUGUUGCUCCAUAAUUUCUAAGA
This is a messenger RNA of Cucurbita pepo subsp. pepo (vegetable marrow), 1326 nucleotides long. Its product is annotated as enoyl-[acyl-carrier-protein] reductase [NADH], chloroplastic-like. Lineage: Eukaryota; Viridiplantae; Streptophyta; Magnoliopsida; Cucurbitales; Cucurbitaceae. The record is from RefSeq and is a predicted model, not a curated record. Gene Ontology annotation, biological process: fatty acid biosynthetic process. Gene Ontology annotation, molecular function: enoyl-[acyl-carrier-protein] reductase (NADH) activity.